Messenger RNA from Gaeumannomyces tritici R3-111a-1, 1149 nucleotides. RefSeq lists its product as hypothetical. Bases 217 to 645 code for a protein of 142 amino acids. Gene Ontology annotation, molecular function: protein heterodimerization activity; structural constituent of chromatin; DNA binding. The record is from RefSeq and is a predicted model, not a curated record. The transcript has 6 exons. Lineage: Eukaryota; Fungi; Ascomycota; Sordariomycetes; Magnaporthales; Magnaporthaceae. Gene Ontology annotation, biological process: nucleosome assembly.
UUCGCGUCCCUCCCCCGUUGUUGCUUUUACCUCCCUUCCGCCCCACCCGCCCGCGGCGCGUCUUCGUGGACCCCCGACACUUGCAUCCCGGCGACCCUCUUGGGUGUCUCAUUGCGCUCGGCUAUUUUACGCACGCAUUUCCUUCAGCAAUUAUCGGAACCUCCAAAUCUCAUCUCUGCACUGUCAGCUUAGGCCCGCCCCCGCGCGCCGAUAAGGAUGCCUCCGGUCGUGCCUGCUCGAGGCGGCCCCCGCGCCCAUGUCGCGGCCCCGGUCGCCAACAUGGGCGGACUGGGAAAGCUGUCCGGCAAGCGCCUGCUGCAAAACACGGGAGGGAAACGGCAUCGUAAAAUCCCCAAGGAUUGCAUCCUGGGAAUCACCAAGCCCGACAUCCGCCGUCUUGCUCGUCGCGGUGGUGUGAAGCGCAUUUCGGCUGUCGUCUAUGAUGACGCCCGCGCCGCCUUGAAGGCAUACCUUGAGCAGGUUCUCAAGGACUGUGUCGCUUACUGCGAACACCGGCGGGCAAAGACGGUCACUGUACAUGACGUCAUCUUCUCCCUCCGGCGGAUUGGUCGACCGAUAUAUGGGUUUGACCCGGAUACAUAUGUCGCACCCCGGAAGAGGGUUGCGGAGCCAGCUGAUGCGUAACUCAACGGGCUAAGCCUUGUGGAACCAGGAGACAAGUCGACUACACUUCACCUGGGGCAUCUUCAUUUUGCGGUUGGCGUUCGGUGUCUUAUUUCCUCAUGCAAUGUUGCUUCCUUUUGGCAUGCCCCCGUUGUAUUCCUGUUUUUUUGUUCUCAUUUGGGGGCUUUUUAUACCAAGGGACAAUUGUGUGGCGUUCGGGUGCUGGAGGAUGUGUGAGGGGUUGUGAUCAUUUGAUGACUGGAUCCUGCCCAGAUAGGCCUGUGUCGCCAUACCUCGGGCCUAAUGGCCCUUGGGGCCGAGAAGGAAGUCGCAGGAGAAUCUAUCUGCAGGCUGCCUUGGUUUAUCGCCCUCUAACCCCACAUCCAGGAAGGCAACAGAAGCGGUAGCACCAAUAAGUUUGUGUUGGCAUUACUUGACCGCGAUGAAACCUAUGCCAUUCCUUGCGUCCCGAAUGGCCUUCCGAAGAGCCUGAUCUUCUUCAUCCGUCCACUUAACCGAGAGUUG